AUGCAGAUAGUUUCUCGGCAAGUUAUAGCACUGGAGGACAGUCUGUUGAAUACAGUGCUCAAGGAAGUACGGUUCGUCGCUUCUGGCGAUGCUAUAGUUGAACUGUUGGAAGGUACGGGCGAAAUCUUUGGCUCUGAACUUGUUCAGCAUAAGCGCUACACAUUUCCCACCGGUUCCCGUGUAGCCAUAUUUACCUGGCAUGGAUGUUCAAUUGAACUGGUAGGCGAGACAGACGGUGCUUAUAUCGCAAAGCAGACGCCGAUGGUUAUCUAUCUCAAUACUCAUGCCGCCCUGGAAAUGAUGAGACAGCACGCUGAAGAGUACGGCAACCGAGGACCAAGAUUAAUGAUUGUUGGUCCGACGGACGUGGGUAAAAGUACGUACUGCCGCAUUUUACUAAAUUACGCGGGUCAAAUAUCCGUGCCAGGAACUGUCGGAGCACUGUUCAUCGAGCGACCUGCUGACGCGGCCGAAGGAUUCGAAAAAAGAAUGCCGUUGGUUUACAGUUUCGGCCAUUUGUCGCCCGGCGAGAACAUGCCUUUGUACAACAUGCUGGUCACAAAAAUGGCCGAAGUGAUCAACGCACGUUGCGCGAACAGUAAGGCAGCCAACGCAAGCGGGAUCAUCAUCAACACAUGUGGAUGGAUCAAGGGCGAUGGUUAUGCAUGCAUAGUCAACGCAGCCGAUGCAUUUGAGGCAAGCCAUCGCAAUUUUCAUAAUCAUUGUUGUGUGCUUGUUGUGCUCAUCGCUUUGAGUCGUUUAUAUAAGCAGAGCGUCUGUUGCUUCUGGCGCUCGAUACAUCCUCGGCUUUUUAAGACUUACAGUAAGACACAGGUCACUGCAUCGACCAAUUUGCUGUUUUUAGCUUAUUCGUGUACCGUGGACACGUGUUUGGAAAAGAAUAGUCAUUCGUUACGGUGCCCUGCCAGUUAA
This is a messenger RNA of Soboliphyme baturini, 933 nucleotides long. Lineage: Eukaryota; Metazoa; Nematoda; Enoplea; Dioctophymatida; Soboliphymatidae. The record is from the annotation of a GenBank genome assembly.